Molecule: messenger RNA, 4857 nt
Organism: Lachancea fermentati
Lineage: Eukaryota; Fungi; Ascomycota; Saccharomycetes; Saccharomycetales; Saccharomycetaceae
Source: the annotation of a GenBank genome assembly
AUGGCAUCGAAUGGUGGUGAAUUACCAACAUCCACCUCAGAGGAUUUCGGAUUCAAGCCUCUAGGGAAAUUGCAGCUGCUUCCCUCGUAUAAAGAGCAAUUACCCUUCUCUCAGCUGCAAAAUUUCGCUAUUUCAUCCAUACAGAAACUCUUUGCUGCUGCAUCCAAAGAUAAAGUCAUAGUGGGUUCAUUGCAAGCGCUGAGAGAUGCUACUGUGGCUGAAGGCGAUGAAGAAUCACAAAAGUUGAACAUCAUGUUAGAGAAAGAGCUCAAGGAUGUUGUAUUUACUGAAUUCACACAAGACGGCAAAAAGUCGAUAUUCGUUACUUUAUCUGGAACGGUACAUCUCUAUGACCUAGAAAAUAAGGAGUGGUCAACCUUUUCGAUCAAUAAACCAGGCCCUGGCGACGUUGUAUCUUCGGUGAAAAUGAUCCCGGGAAUAUUUGACGCUCUUCUCGCUCAAAUUGGUAACGUUCUUUAUCUUGUGCUUUUUAAUGGUCAAACGGAAUCAAUCAAUACAGACAUAGCAGCAUUUGACGUGGGUUUAAAGAAAUAUACAAUCUGGUCAAAGGACGGCGCUGUGAUUUUGCAUGAUGCUGCAACUAAAACAGAAAUUUCCAGGUUCUCUACACCUGAAGAUAUAGCUGAAGAACUCAAGGACGAUUAUCUGCCGGUCUCCAUCAGUUUCAUGUCCGAAAACCAUUUUCUUCUCGUAUAUGGAAAUGACGUUCGUCCUGAAGAUGAGGAAGAGGAGGCCUCCUAUGACCACAAGAUGUACUUUGUUAGUGUUGAUGGAGAAAAUGUGUCCUAUAAAGAAAGUUUCGACAUCGCUCCAGCUUUCGGAACUAUUUUAAGAGACCCUACAUACUACCAUUUGGUAUUAUAUGACCUAGUGCCAUCAGUCCCGCAUCUCUACAUUGUAACCUCAGCAUGCACUUCUGAGCUAUCGAUUGUAGAUGAUACAGAGGUCAUACAACCCAACCAAGAUAGCGACAGAGCUGUACUUCCGAUUAGUCAAGAGACAGAUAACGAUACAAACCCCAUAGGUAUUGGGUUGGAUAUUGUGACCUCAGGUGAUGUAGUGCAGCCAUGUCAAGGUGUUGAUUCGGCGUCAUGCCUACCGCUGGUCUAUGUACUGAACGACGAAGGUACUUUGCAGAUAUUUUCACUGUUUCAUUGUUCAGCGAUCAAAGCCGGGAACUUUGAUACUGCUCAAACGUUAAAGCGCUUCCAAGAUUGUGAAUCCGAAUCUCUGAUAUCCACUAAAAACGAAAAAGGAACUGAAGAUACUCAUAUCCAAUCACAAUCACCACAAUCACAUGAGAAUGACUUAACAGAGGAGAAGGAGAGCCUUGGAAAUGAUGUCGAGAUUAGUUCUGGUGUGGAAUUCUCAGAUAAAGAUACCUUAGGUAAAGUAUCAUCUGAUUCCAAAAAUCCUGAUACACCAUUAUCUGGUACGGGAGCCGUUGAAACGGGCUCCUCAUCGGUCAAUACCGAGGCAUCUAAAGCCACAUCCUCUCCGUUUGGCCAACCUAUAAAACCUGCGUUUGGGGUUUCCAAUGACAAUAGUAACAAAGUUACGUCCGGUCAAUUCUCGUUCGGUAACAAACCAUUCAACGCUGCAAAUGAUGAGAGAAGCGUACCUGCUUUUGGGAAGCCUGCAUUUGGUAACGCCGUGUUCAGCAGUGGCGCCAAAGUGGCUGAGAACUCGUCUCUAUCCAACGCUGCGCAGGGCACGCCUGCAUUUGGCACGCCUGCUUUCGGCGCACCUGCAUUCGGCACACCUGCAUUCGGAAGUCCUGCGUUCGGAACUCCUGCAUUCGGUAAACCCGCGUUUGGUAACCCAGCAUCUGAGGAAUCUGGUGUUCAAACUAAUAUCUCAGUAUUCGGGAAGCCUUCAUUUGGUACUACAACAUUCGGCUCUUCAAAUAAGAGUGCAAAAUCAUCACCUUUCGGCAAACCCACGUUCGGCGAUUCAACUGCUGCCAAGUCUCCUUUCGAAUCAGGGAAGGGCGGUGCACCUAGUGGAGACCAAACGAACUCUUCAUUUUCGAGCAAAAUGCCAACGGUAGAAAGUACUCCAGGAAAAACGCAUCCUUUUGGUAACUUUACUUCGGGGUCAUCAAAUGCUACUAAUGCUCUCUUCGGCCCCUCUGAUGACAAGAAGGGAAAGCCACUAUUCGGACAAAAAGGGGUUGAAAGUACAUCUGCGAAUAAACCACCAGUGGUUGGUACAAACUCUAUCCCAACGCCUUUUGGCAAGCCAGCGUUUGCUGCUGUAAAUAAUUCAACAUCUUUCGGAAAGCCAGCUUUUGAGACUCCUACGUCAAGCUCGAUCGAAGAAAGUAAAUUUGGGCCUGGGAACUCUGAAUCGAAAGAAGUGAAAGAAAAAGAAACCUGUUCCAAACCAGUUGGUGGUGAUGGAACAGCUAGCGUACCCUCCAUUCUACCUAAGGCCCAAGAAGAUAUUGAAGAGAAUAAAGAAAAAACUUCAGACAGUUCCGUAAAAGAAUCGAAGGUGGAAACUGUAACAUUUGGCCAGCCUAGCUUUGGUCAGACCAGCUUUGGUCAGCCCAGCUUUGGUCAGUCCAGCUUUGGAAAAUCCAGCUUUGGGCAGUCUACCUUCGGUAAGCCAAAUUUUGGACAGGCUGCAUUUGGCCAAGAUACAUCUGCAACCGCAAACAGCGCUUUUGGUAAACCAUCAUUCGGUGAUAACCUUUUCAAACCGCUUAAUGAAAAGGAGACACCAUCUCCCUUUUCGUCACUUGCAAAAAGCGAUUCACCAUUCUCAUCUUUUGCCAAUACGGAAUCACCGUUUAGUCAGUUGAAGAGUGGCAAGUCACCCUUCAGCCUUCAAAAGUCACCAUUCUCUUCUACCAAGAAAUCGUCAGAAUUUCCAGAUUUCAAUUCGAAACUAAACGCACAUAAACCAGCUGAAAGCCCAUUUUCGGGCUUCUCUGGACCAGAAAAGGAUUCAAAUACCCAAACUUUAUCAGAGGGCGACACUGCCUCUAAUUCAGAAAGCGACGGCACCCUUAACUCAGAUGAGGAUGGUGAUUCUUCUGAAUCGCCUUGUUCCACUAAAUCACAAGAGGAUAUGGUCACGAGUUUUGGAGACACCUCAGCCGAAAGCAAGCUUCUAAAGGUUGAUCAAAAAUCCAGUGAUAGCGAUAGCCGCAUAUCCUCUGAAUCUUCACAGGCCCCUAAAAAUGAUGUGCACGCUGAAAAAACUGAUACAGAUUACUCGUCCAUAACGGAACGCAUCAAGAAGGCGGCAAAUUUAUCUGAUAGCUCAUUUAUGGAGUCUUCUGUUUCACCAAACGUAGGAUCACCAAAAGUUGAGACGUUACCACAAUUCCAGUUUUCAGAUGCUUUAAAGUCAUCUCCGGCUCCAUCUUUUUCGUUCGCCAACCUGGGAAAAAAAGUAGCAUCGCAGCGAAAUGAAAAUUCCCAAAGUACAUCAGAUGAGACCAAGUUUCGCAGCAAUCAGAAAAAUAAUGCCAGCAAAACGUUGAAUUCGAAGCUUGAUCCGCAAUGUGAUAAGCUCACUACAACAGAACCUAUAGAAAAAAGGACCGACUCUGCCGAGUCUCUUUUCGCAAACAAUUCGGAGCCCAAUAAUGCAGGCCCUUCGAAAGAGUCCGUGUCCUCAAAGGUUUCUCCGCCGGAAAAUGUUUCAUCCAAGGAAGAAAGUCUCGAGGAAGUGGAACUAAAUUCGAGCAGUAAUGCCAGCGAGGAGUUUUCAGAGACUAACCCAGCCUCAUCAAGCAACUCCGAAAAGCGAGCUGGUACCGCCGAAAGCGAGUCGUUUGAUGAACUUGACGAUUUGAAGGAAGAACUUGAGCGCGUCAAAAAUGAAGAAAAAAGCCAACUCAAGGUAUCAUCGCCGGCUUUAGUUCCUAAAGGUAGUGAAGCUUCACGAGAGAUGACAUCUAAUGAAACCCAAACAUAUAAGGAAGUUGCGGAUGCUGAUAUUCAAACUGAACCUAAAGAGGUUUCAAACUUUGAGCACAAAACCUUCGAAAAUGAUGAAGUCUACCUUGCCACACAAAAUCCUUCGCGCCCAUUGAAUGAGUUUUAUGAUGGAGCAAAAGUGGUGGGUACUCCACAUAAAAGUUCCGAUGAAACUUUACAAAGGAUUGAAACGACGUACUCUACGGUUACAGCAGAACUCAGUGUUUUAGAGGAGAACCUCAACAACAUAUGUUCCUUUAUAAAGGAUCAAUCUUGUGUGCAUUUCAAGCGAACUGAAGAAACCAUUCAUCAAAAUUACUCAUGGCGAAUGUCCGAUUGUUCUACUUUAAACGAAAUCUUGAGUAAGAUUUGUAAAGCACUACGAGAGAAGUCAGCGAAAAUUUCAGAAUUAGACGGAGAAUCGAAUAAGUUCAAGGAUAGUACUCUGUCUUCGACCAAGAAGUCACAGUUUAGUUUAAGAGACCAAUACGAACAAUUGAAAUAUCUAUACAAAGAACAUACUUAUGAUGUUCGUGACUUGUCUCUAGAGCAGAGUAGGAUGCAAAACCAAUUGCGUGGUAAGCUUGCUAAAGUCCGGAUGUGCAUUCGUGAACUGGAAGAAACUCUGCAAGUCCUCAAGUUACACAGCAUAAGAGGGACUUCGAAUGGCUCUUCGGUCAUGAAAACCUUUGUUGAAGACUAUUCUAGACAUUCUGACUUAUUCGAAGUCAUUCAAUCCCUAAGAAGAGAAGUUGCCGAACUGCAAUUGGCAAGUAAACAUGAAUCGAGUGCUCCAUCAAAAGAUACGGACAUCACUUUGGAAGUGGCAGCUAUAACGGAGUUAGGACUGCGAAUCGACACGAAAAGACAAAUUGGCCAAUAUCUUUUGAGCAGAAAUACAUAG